CGCGCCGCUCCGCUCCAGCUAGGGCUCCGGCUCGCCUCUGGCUGGGCUCGGGCUCCGGCGGCGGCGUCCCCCGCGCCGGGCCCCGGGACGGGCGGCGGCGCUCCAACCAUGGCCAGUGCCCAGGCGCUCGUGCUGGCGCUCACCUUCCAGCUCUGCGCGCCGGAGACCGAGACUCCGGCAGCUGGCUGCACCUUUGAGGAGGCAAGUGACCCAGCAGUGCCCUGCGAGUACAGCCAGGCCCAGUACGAUGACUUCCAGUGGGAGCAAGUGCGAAUCCACCCUGGCACCCGGGCCCCUGCGGACCUGCCCCAUGGCUCCUACUUGAUGGUCAACACUUCCCAGCAUGCCCCAGGCCAGCGAGCCCAUGUCAUCUUCCAGAGCCUGAGCGAGAAUGACACCCACUGUGUGCAGUUCAGCUACUUCCUGUACAGCCGGGACGGGCACAGCCCAGGCACCCUGGGUGUCUACGUGCGCGUUAAUGGGGGCCCCCUGGGCAGUGCUGUCUGGAAUAUGACUGGAUCCCAUGGCCGUCAGUGGCACCAGGCUGAGCUGGCUGUCAGCACUUUCUGGCCCAAUGAAUAUCAGGUGCUGUUUGAGGCCCUCAUCUCCCCAGACCGCAGGGGCUACAUGGGCCUAGACGACAUCCUGCUUCUCAGCUACCCCUGCGCAAAGGCCCCACACUUCUCCCGCCUGGGCGACGUGGAGGUCAACGCGGGCCAGAACGCGUCGUUCCAGUGCAUGGCGGCGGGCAGAGCGGCCGAGGCCGAACGCUUCCUCCUGCAGCGGCAGAGCGGGGCGCUGGUGCCGGCGGCGGGCGUGCGGCACAUCAGCCACCGGCGCUUCCUGGCCACUUUCCCGCUGGCUGCUGUGAGCCGCGCGGAGCAGGACCUGUACCGCUGUGUGUCCCAGGCCCCGCGCGGAGCAGGCGUCUCCAACUUCGCGGAGCUCAUCGUCAAGGAGCCCCCCACUCCCAUCGCGCCCCCACAGCUGCUGCGUGCUGGUCCCACCUACCUCAUCAUCCAGCUCAACACCAACUCCAUUAUUGGCGACGGGCCGAUCGUGCGCAAGGAGAUUGAGUACCGCAUGGCGCGCGGGCCCUGGGCCGAAGUGCAUGCCGUCAGCCUGCAGACCUACAAGCUGUGGCACCUCGACCCCGACACAGAGUAUGAGAUCAGCGUGCUGCUCACGCGUCCUGGAGACGGCGGCACUGGCCGCCCGGGGCCACCCCUCAUCAGCCGCACCAAAUGCGCAGAGCCCAUGAGGGCCCCCAAAGGCCUGGCUUUCGCUGAGAUCCAGGCCCGCCAGCUGACCCUGCAGUGGGAACCACUGGGCUACAAUGUGACGCGUUGCCACACCUAUACCGUGUCGCUGUGCUAUCACUACAUCCUGGGCAGCAGCCACAACCAGACCAUCCGAGAGUGUGUGAAGACAGAGCAAGGUGUCAGCCGCUACACCAUCAAGAACCUGCUGCCCUAUCGGAACGUUCAUGUGAGGCUUGUCCUCACUAACCCUGAGGGGCGCAAAGAGGGCAAGGAGGUCACCUUUCAGACGGAUGAGGAUGUGCCCGGUGGGAUUGCAGCCGAGUCCCUGACCUUCACUCCACUGGAGGACAUGAUCUUCCUCAAGUGGGAGGAGCCCCAGGAGCCCAAUGGUCUUAUCACUCAGUAUGAGAUCAGCUACCAGAGCAUUGAGUCAUCAGACCCGGCGGUGAACGUGCCGGGCCCACGACGUACCAUUUCCAAGCUCCGCAACGAGACCUACCACGUCUUCUCCAACCUGCACCCAGGCACCACCUACCUGUUCUCCGUGCGGGCCCGCACAGGCAAAGGCUUCGGACAGGCAGCACUCACUGAGAUAACCACCAAUAUCUCUGCUCCCAGCUUUGAUUAUGCCGACAUGCCGUCUCCCCUGGGCGAGUCUGAGAACACCAUCACCGUGCUGCUGAGGCCGGCACAGGGCCGCGGUGCGCCCAUCAGUGUGUACCAGGUGAUUGUGGAGGAGGAGCGGGCGCGGAGGCUGCGGCGGGAGCCAGGUGGACAGGACUGCUUCCCAGUGCCACUGACCUUUGAGGCGGCGCUGGCUCGAGGCCUGGUGCACUACUUCGGGGCCGAACUGGCGGCCAGCAGUCUACCUGAGGCCAUGCCCUUUACCGUGGGUGACAACCAGACCUACCGAGGCUUCUGGAACCCACCGCUUGAGCCUAGGAAGGCCUAUCUCAUCUACUUCCAGGCAGCAAGCCACCUGAAGGGGGAGACCCGGCUGAAUUGCAUCCGCAUUGCCAGGAAAGCUGCCUGCAAGGAAAGCAAGCGGCCCCUGGAGGUGUCCCAGAGAUCGGAGGAGAUGGGGCUUAUCCUGGGCAUCUGUGCAGGGGGGCUUGCUGUCCUCAUCCUUCUCCUGGGUGCCAUCAUUGUCAUCAUCCGCAAAGGGAGAGACCACUAUGCCUACUCCUACUACCCGAAGCCGGUGAACAUGACCAAGGCCACCGUCAACUACCGCCAGGAGAAGACACACAUGAUGAGUGCUGUGGACCGCAGCUUCACAGACCAGAGCACCCUGCAGGAGGACGAGCGGCUGGGCCUGUCCUUCAUGGACACCCAUGGCUACAGCACCCGGGGAGACCAGCGCAGCGGUGGGGUCACUGAGGCCAGCAGCCUCCUGGGGGGCUCCCCGAGGCGUCCCUGUGGCCGGAAGGGCUCCCCGUACCACACGGGGCAGCUGCACCCUGCAGUGCGUGUGGCGGACCUUCUGCAGCACAUCAACCAGAUGAAGACGGCUGAGGGUUACGGCUUCAAGCAGGAGUACGAGAGCUUCUUUGAAGGCUGGGACGCCACAAAGAAGAAAGACAAGGUCAAGGGCAGCCGGCAGGAGCCGAUGCCUGCCUAUGAUCGGCACCGAGUGAAACUGCACCCGAUGCUGGGAGACCCCAAUGCUGACUACAUUAAUGCCAACUACAUAGAUAUUCGGAUAAACCGAGAAGGUUACCACAGGUCAAACCACUUCAUAGCCACUCAAGGGCCGAAGCCUGAGAUGGUCUAUGACUUCUGGCGCAUGGUGUGGCAGGAGCACUGUUCCAGCAUCGUCAUGAUCACCAAGCUGGUCGAGGUGGGCAGGGUGAAAUGCUCACGGUAUUGGCCAGAGGACUCAGACACCUACGGGGACAUCAAGAUCACGCUGGUGAAGACGGAGACCCUGGCUGAGUAUGUCGUGCGCACUUUUGCCCUGGAGCGGAGAGGCUACUCUGCCCGGCACGAGGUCCGCCAGUUCCACUUCACAGCGUGGCCAGAGCAUGGCGUCCCCUACCACGCCACGGGGCUGCUGGCUUUCAUCCGGCGCGUGAAGGCCUCCACCCCACCUGAUGCCGGGCCCAUUGUCAUCCACUGCAGCGCGGGCACCGGCCGCACAGGCUGCUACAUCGUCCUGGAUGUGAUGCUGGACAUGGCAGAGUGUGAGGGCGUCGUGGACAUUUACAACUGUGUGAAGACUCUCUGCUCCCGCCGCGUCAACAUGAUCCAGACUGAGGAGCAGUACAUCUUCAUUCAUGAUGCAAUCUUGGAGGCCUGCCUGUGUGGGGAGACCACCAUCCCUGUCAGUGAGUUCAAGGCCACCUACAAGGAGAUGAUCCGCAUUGAUCCUCAGAGUAAUUCCUCCCAGCUGCGGGAAGAGUUCCAGACGCUGAACUCGGUCACCCCGCCGCUGGACGUGGAGGAGUGCAGCAUCGCCCUGUUGCCCCGAAACCGCGACAAGAACCGCAGCAUGGACGUCCUGCCGCCCGACCGCUGCCUGCCCUUCCUCAUCUCCACUGAUGGGGACCCCAACAACUAUAUUAAUGCGGCUCUGACUGAUAGCUACACACGGAGCGCGGCCUUCAUCGUGACCCUGCACCCGUUGCAGAGCACCACGCCUGACUUCUGGCGACUGGUUUACGACUACGGGUGCACCUCCAUCGUCAUGCUCAACCAGCUGAACCAGUCCAACUCCGCCUGGCCCUGCCUGCAGUACUGGCCAGAGCCAGGUCGGCAGCAGUAUGGCCUCAUGGAGGUGGAGUUUAUGUCGGGCACAGCAGAUGAAGACUUAGUGGCCCGAGUCUUCCGGGUGCAGAACAUCUCUCGGCUGCAGGAGGGGCACCUGCUGGUGCGGCACUUCCAGUUCCUGCGCUGGUCUGCAUACCGGGACACGCCUGACUCCAAGAAAGCCUUCCUGCACCUGCUGGCUGAGGUGGACAAGUGGCAGGCUGAGAGUGGGGAUGGGCGCACCAUUGUGCACUGCCUAAAUGGGGGAGGACGCAGCGGCACCUUCUGCGCCUGCUCUACCGUCCUGGAGAUGAUACGCUGCCACAACUUGGUGGACGUUUUCUUUGCUGCCAAAACCCUCCGGAACUACAAACCCAACAUGGUGGAGACCAUGGAUCAGUACCACUUUUGCUACGAUGUGGCCCUGGAAUACUUGGAGGGGCUGGAGUCAAGAUAGCGGGGCCCUGGCCUGGGGCACCCACUGCACACUCAGGGCCAGACCCACCAUCCUGGACUGGCGAGGAAGAUCAGUGCCUCCUGCUCUGCCCAAACACACCCCCGUGGGGCAAGCAUUGGAGUGGAUGCCGGGCCAUCUUGCUGCCCCUUCCACGGUGGGCAGGGUCUUUCACUUUGUCCCAUGGGCAGGUCGUAGGCCAAGGAGGAGCUUAGCAAGUCUGCAGCCCAGCCCCACCUCCAUAGGGUCCUGCAGGCCUGUGCUGAGAGGCCUGGCACUGCCUGGCAGAGUAACAAGGGCUCAGGACGGCCGGCUCUGGGGUACUCAAGCCAAGCCUCUUGGCACCAUCCUGGCCUUUGGCAGGGUUGAGUGAGGCCCUGCAGAGAGUAUCCCAGGCCAAGAUUCCCACUCAGCCUGCCCCCUCUGCAUGUGGGUAGAGGGUGUACUGGGGCUUGGCAUCUAGGAUUCCAUCUGGCACAGCCUCUGAGGGUCCUGGGGAGGCAGGACUCUGUUCUGAACAGCCAGUGGGGCACACUGACUGUCCUCCCCAGGGGAACUGCAGUGCCCUCCUCCCCACUGCUCCCUGCAGCCCCUGGGAUAUUUUGCUCACUCUCCCUCCCCACUUCUGCUUCCCUGAUAUGUGCUCUGAGCUUCCCUGAACCAGGAUCUGCCGAUUCCUGCUGUGCCCCACGGUGGGCUCCUUCCCUGCCUGACCCACUGUUGCAGAAUGAAGUCACCUUGCCCCCCUCUUCCUUUAAUCUUCAGGCCUCACUGACCUGUCCUGCUCACCUUGGGCCAGUGACAAUCUGCAAGGGUGAACAACAGCCCCUGGGGUUGAGGCCCCUGUGGCUCCUGGUCAGGCUGCCCAUUGUGGGGAGGGGCAGUGUUAGAGCAGGGCUGGUCAUACCCUCUGGAGUUCAGAGGAAGGAGGACCAGUGCUUUUUUGUUUCUUUUGUUAUUUUUGGAUGGGUGGUUGGGAAGGUCUCUUUAACAUGGGGCAGGCCACACCCCCAUUCUGUGCCUCAAUUUCCCCAUCUGUAAACUGUAGAUAUGACUACUGACCUACCUCGCAGGGGGCUGUGGGGAGGCAUAAGCUGAUGUUUGUAAAGCGCUUUGUAAAUAAACGUGCUCUCUGAAUGCCACAGA
This is a messenger RNA of Cercocebus atys (sooty mangabey), 5610 nucleotides long. It is a transcript of the gene PTPRU, whose product is annotated as protein tyrosine phosphatase, receptor type, U. The transcript is spliced from 32 exons. Bases 109 to 4467 code for a protein of 1452 amino acids. Gene Ontology annotation, molecular function: protein tyrosine phosphatase activity; protein binding. NCBI's taxonomy places the organism in Eukaryota, Metazoa, Chordata, Mammalia, Primates, Cercopithecidae. The record is from RefSeq and is a predicted model, not a curated record. Gene Ontology annotation, biological process: protein dephosphorylation. Gene Ontology annotation, cellular component: membrane.